AUGGCAGGCAAAGGCAGCCGGAAGCGCAAAGCAAGCCCGGGCGAGCUACCGACAGCAUAUGCUAACCUGCUGUCGACUCACGCAAGCUUGGAGCGAGCAAUGAUGGUGCAUCUUGCCAAAGACGGCGCAAGAGCUGCUGCGACGGCCAUGGCGUCUCCCACGCCGCCGCCGCUCAUAGACUUCAGCAACCCCACCUCAAGCUUGCAGUCUUCACCUUUGGCGCGUACGAGGACGCCAAGCGGAAGCUCGAUCAUCCGCCUGCCCAAUCUCAUCGCGUUCAAUGACUUGCGACCGCUCGUCGAGAAUGGGACUGGUCGGCGGUUUAGCGAGAGUGAGCUCAGCCAGCUUGUGUGGCUAUGGCAGCUCGCACAGCGUGGCGUGGAUGUCACGAGCCAGAUUGCGUUCGACUCGUCCUGUUCUGAUCAGUCGGAUGACGAAGUAGAUCUGCUCAGCUCGCCAUUGACGCAAGGGCGACGAACGCCCGCUCCCACGUUGUCCAGUCCCAGCGCACGCUUACUAUCCUCUCCCAACAUUCUUGCAUCUCCUACGCAGCAACGCACAUCGCCAGGCUCGAUGCCAUCCUCACCAGACCUGUUUAAUUCGACCCCCUUUGAGCGUAGACAGCGGCAACGUCAGAUCAGCGAAUCCUUGCAAUCCCGCUCAACAUCGACAGGCGGCAUGGGCUUCUUGGUCACCGUCAUGCGCAAACUAGACCGUCAGACGGGUCGCAGAGUCGCAACUUGGGGACUCGGUAUUGAACUCAAUGUCAAGCGAAAUGUGCAAGUAGCCGAAUUUGAACUGUUACAAGAUGCGGCACCGCUUUCGAGCUCAGACGAUGAACAAGACGUCCAGCAAGCUCGUGCAGAGUCAGCAUCGGGCAGACCUCGCGAUGGAAUGAGUGUCAUCGCGCUCUGGUCUCAGGGAGCAGCAGCUCGCAAAGAUCUCAUCUCGCGACGGCUGCGACAUUGGGCGAAGCCUUACAUACCUCACGCUAGGCAUGAAGAGGCGCAAGACGUCACUCUCCUGGACUCAGAUCUCAGCAACCCGAGCACGCCUCGCAAGCGGAAGAUCACCGACAUCGCCUUGCCAACGCCGCCAGAUUCGAGAAAGCGCUCGCGUCUCGUGCCUCCAGAGAUCCCUCGAGCUCGUCUGCCCGACCUACCUGCCGCAGUGCCCGUCAGCGCAAACACACGGCUCACGCGAGACGACACUGACGAUACACCAAUCGGUAGACUGAAAGGCGGUAUCAAUCUCAUGACGGGUGAUCCCCUACCGGUCUCGCCACCAAGCUCGCCUACAAAGGGCGGAAAUGUAGAGACGCGCAAGAUGAGCUUGUUCGAAAGGAUCAAAGCAAAAGAGGCCGCUCAGAAUGUGAGGUCGAAUGGCCAAGCUGUCAGCCUGGCUUCGCCGACCAUGCGCAAAUCUUUGCAAGCAGCACCGUCGUCCAGUGCUAUGCAAUCCGCUGCCCUACGCCGGCGCAGCAUGCUCAGCCGACUAGCAGAUGUAGCCGACCAGAUCUACAUGUUGUUCAAUGCUGGUGGUCACGCACCGGCUUCACCUUCCAGCUCCAAUCCGACGCCGCCAACGCGCAGGAGACGCGCUAUACCCUUUUGCGAAGUCGCCAAGGUCGUCUCGCAGAGCUCAAAGAUCUCUGUCUCGACCUUUGAAGCCAACGACGCCUUGCAAGCGUUGUGUGCGCUCUGUCCAACAUUCGUCGAGCAGCGCAAGAUCGACGGACAGUCUUGGCUUGUUAUGGUCUCGCCAACAAACGAGAUCGAGCCAAUGACGCUCAAAGAAGUCAAGGAACGCAUCGCAAUCACGCUCGCCGCUUGA
Molecule: messenger RNA, 1833 nt
Organism: Mixia osmundae IAM 14324
Lineage: Eukaryota; Fungi; Basidiomycota; Mixiomycetes; Mixiales; Mixiaceae
Exons: 3
Coding region: 1-1833 (610 amino acids)
Source: RefSeq, a predicted model, not a curated record